Micropterus dolomieu (smallmouth bass) is the source of this 5095-nucleotide messenger RNA. RefSeq names its product CCR4-NOT transcription complex, subunit 4b (gene cnot4b). Gene Ontology annotation, biological process: protein ubiquitination. The record is from RefSeq and is a predicted model, not a curated record. Gene Ontology annotation, molecular function: RNA binding; ubiquitin-protein transferase activity. The coding region runs from base 63 to 2468 and encodes 801 amino acids. Gene Ontology annotation, cellular component: CCR4-NOT complex. NCBI's taxonomy places the organism in Eukaryota, Metazoa, Chordata, Actinopteri, Centrarchiformes, Centrarchidae. The transcript is spliced from 12 exons.
CUGCAGCUCCUCCUGUCCCUGUACUGUGAAAGCUGUCCGGUCCAGUAGUGUGGAAUCGUAGAAUGUCCAGGAACCCUGAGGUGAAGGACGACCUGAUGGAGUGCCCACUAUGUAUGGAACCACUGGAGAUCGAUGACGUCAACUUCUUCCCCUGCACCUGUGGAUACCAGAUCUGCCGCUUCUGCUGGCAUCGAAUCAGAACAGAUGAGAAUGGUCUCUGUCCUGCCUGCAGAAAGGCGUACCCAGAAGACCCAGCAGUGUACAAGCCGCUGUCACAGGAGGAGCUGCAGAGAAUAAAGAACGAGAAGAAGCAGAAGCAAAAUGAGAAGAAGCAGAAGAUCACAGAGAACAGAAAACACCUGGCCAGUGUCCGAGUGGUCCAGAGAAACCUGGUGUUUGUAGUGGGGCUGUCUCAGAGGCUGGCCGACCCUGAGGUUCUAAAGAGGCCAGAAUAUUUUGGGAAGUUCGGGAAGAUUCACAAAGUAGUGAUCAACAACAGCACGUCGUAUGCCGGUUCACAGGGGCCCAGCGCCAGUGCCUAUGUCACAUAUAUCCGUUCUGAAGACGCUCUCAGAGCUAUCCAGUGUGUCAACAAUGUGGUGGUAGAUGGCAGAACACUUAAGGCUUCUUUAGGAACAACAAAAUACUGCAGUUACUUUUUAAAGACCAUGCAGUGCCCCAAACCCGACUGCAUGUAUCUACAUGAACUGGGGGAUGAAGCUGCCAGUUUCACGAAAGAGGAGAUGCAGGCAGGAAAGCAUCAAGAGUAUGAGCAGAAACUACUACAAGACCUCUACAAAAUGAAUCCCACUUUCCUACAGACCUCAGCUGUGUCAGGGGACAAACUAAAGGGCAAAGCAAACUCUCUACAGAGGUCUAACAGCUCCAGUAAAGAUGGAUGGCUGUCAUUACAGCCGCCAGGGAGGAUAAGCAACGGUCUGUCUUCCGACCACGGGAAGAGUCCGCCGUUGGAUGGCUCAGACCCUGAACACUUGACCCCUGAGGGGCCCGAACCUGACCUCAGCCUUGGCCCUGUACAGGCCCUCUCUCCUUUCUCCUCAAACUGUGACCUUGCUAGCCCCAGCAAGACACUGCCAGACAUCAUCAGUAUGGGCAACGGUGAAACCUCACAACUGGUCCUGAGCAGUGACUCUCCAUCGCCCCCUCCUGGCUUGAUUAAGCCCAGCCUGGCGGUUCCCAUCAGUGUCACAGUCCACGCAGUUCGCUCCCCCUUUGAGCUGGCUGCUGCAGAGUCCCAGUCACUGUUCUCAGACAACAGUAACUUCAGGCAUCCAAACCCGCUCCCCAGUGGACUGAGCGGCUUCCUCAGCUCCCCAGACAGCAAUGCCGACUGGCCCACUGCACCAGAGCCACAGAGCCUCUUCACCUCAGAUACCAUCCCGGUGUCGUCGUCCACAGACUGGCAGGCAGCGUUUGGCUUUGGCUCGUCCAAACAGCAGCAGGAGGACGACCUGGGUUUCGACCCCUUCGACAUCACUCGCAGGGCUCUGGCAGACCUCAUAGAGAAGGAGCUCUCUGUUGAAGACCGCUUCAGCUCCCCUCUGUCACCCGGCUCCUUCCCCCACAGAACCCACAGGCCCCUUUUAAACAAAGGCCUCGGGACCCCAGGGGGGCUCCCACUGCCAAACCACCUCCCGCCCUUUCACCACACCUCCCAGCAUCAGCAUCCUCAGAGGGGAGGCUACAGCUUCAGCUUUCCCACUCACCCUUCAUCCUCCAGCUGCUCCUCCUCAUCGUCAUCUUGUGGGUCCUGGAUGGGUUCCACCUCAUCACGUAGUAACUUUGUGCAUUUGAACCAUACAGCCUGUCCAACAACCUCCACCUCACACAGUAGCUUCUUGGACUUGACAGUGCUGCCCGGACAUCACAGUACUGGGCUUGGAGGACUCCCCAUCACAGAAAACAGCAGUUGUGUAGAGAGUAUAAGUGUGAAAGAGUGGCAGGAGGGACUCAGAGCGCUGUUACCCAACAUCAACAUCAACUUUGGAGGACUGCCCAACUCCUCGUCUUCCUCAUCGUCAUCAUCCUCCAGCGUCAACCAUACGGGGACACUGGGGGUUUCUGGGAAUGUUUCUCACAGCCUCUGCUGGGAUGGCACAGCCAGCUGGAUGGACCCAGCCAUCAUCAGAGGGAUCCCAGCCUCCAGUGGCCAUAGUCUGGACUCUCUUCAAGACGACAAUCCUCCACACUGGCUCAAGUCCUUGCAGGCACUCACAGAAAUGGAUGCCCCGUCCUGCUCCGCCUCACAAAAUGGCCGCUUUGAGAGUCAGCCAUCCCCCCACAGAGGUGGCUGGGCGCACUACCCGGCCCCCACCAACCUGUUCCACUCCCCACCACCGGGCUUCCAGACAGCCUUCAGACCCCCAACACAGACCCAGAGCGACGCUAUCAUGUCAACACACACACACAGACGCACACACAUCACCACCUCCAACCAAACCGAAUGAGCAGAUACAAGAGUACAAAACAACUAUUAACAACUAAUACAAUAAAAUAAUAUUUUAAUUUCGUCCUCCUCCAGAUCUUCUGAGCUCUUGGCGUUUCUUGUCUUGUUUUCUGGUUAGAGCUGGUCUAUGCAGGGUACCCCAGCCACACCUCCUAACACUGUCUGAAUGCAUCAUGAUCACAAAGUGCUGCUGAGACGGAAGCAUAGUCGCUCUGUUAAAACAAGAAGUUGUCAUGUUCAGAGAGAGGUGCUUUGGAAUAAACAGCAGACUUAUGUGAUGUUUUAAAACCCGACUGAACAGGUUUCUCCAUAAGUCUCAGCCUCAGUUGACAGAAGCUGUCUCCAAGAACCCUUGAGAGAAGUCAUUCAUAGACAACAAGCUGCAUCAGACAAUCAGACCCUCGAUUAUUUGAUCAGGAAGAAAUUAAAGGCUUAGUACAGUUUAUGUAUGGUAUUGUAAGGAGCUACACAGCUAUGGAAGUGUUGACAGAAGUAGUGAGGAAGCUCAAAACUAUUCUGAGCACUACUUGGGCCGUAAGUCAACUAUUGAGAGCUAUUGAACUAUUGUAAGAGCAGCAUUAGGUUUGUGUGCGAGGGACGACCGAAUCAUGAACGUGACAGAUGAUUUGAACAUGCAAGAGGAAUUGUGGAGCUACAUUUGAGCCAGCAACAGGGAUUCUGCCGCUCGUAAUGACCACAGCUGCUCGCACCCUCUCUGCAGUCCAAAUCCCCUGAGCUCAAACUGAGAGCAGAUUGUCACCAGUACAGUUUGAACUGAAAGUGAAGGGCCGUCCUGCCUCCUACUUCUAAAAUAAAAUCUGGGACAGUGGCUUUUUAUAACCACCAGAUGGAGAGAGAGAGCAGGAUUUGGUGUCUGUUUAAGCUUAAAAAUCAAAAUGACUUCACUAAAUGACUAAAAUCACAUUUGGUUUGAUGGCAAAUAUUCUAUGAUUUUAAGCCAUCGUUGAGUAAUUUAGAGAUAGAUAGAUAGAGAUAUAUAUAUAUAUAUAUAUAUAUAUAUAGUUACUAGCUAUAUAUCAUAGUGGCCAUGGUAGCUUCUUGUUAACUUCUCUUUCUAGUGACUUUCUGAACCAGGCUUUUUUGCAUGACUUGCAGUGAGAUGCAACAUUUGUAAAGCAGUUUGUCUGUUAAGGUAGAAAAGCAGAGUAUUUACUGUGAUCUGAUCUGACUCCAUUUGGGAUUAAAAAAACAAUGAUUUAAACUAAAGAUAAUAAAAAUAAUCUUUAGAAUUUUUUAUGGGAUAUGGCUACAUUCAGAACAGUAUUAUUUAAAUAGGCAAAGGGAAAAUCCCUCACACUGGUAUAAAGUAGGCAAUGGUAAGGGGGGUAUGGCCAGAAUUUGGCUGAACUUGAAUCUACAGCGUAGAUCCACAUGUCUGCAAUAAUUUAAGUGUAGGCUAAUCAAUAAGGUGUAUAUAUAGGCAUAAAAUAUGUUAAUCACUUGUCCUAGUCAAAUGGUCACCAACCACUCCUUAAGAGGAGCAAUAUUUUCCAAAGCUGACUUUCAGAAACUCAGAAGCACAAAGAGUGCAGAUUCAUCCUGUUGUUUGCUGCUGCAGCACUCUUUGUUGUGAUGUCUGAAACUGCAGCUCAUGCUUAUGUCACGUAAAGAAAUUCAGGUGACACAUUUUAGAACGCAUUGCCGUGAAAUCGUGUGGCUCAAAGCCUGUACUUCUGGUAGGUAUAGGGGCUUAGUGCCCAUUCAGUCAAGUGGCACAGCCAAAUGAAUAUGGACAUCCUUGUGAAAUAGGUGGUGCUAGAAGGUCGGUAAAGCAGAGACUACCUCUAGGUCGCUAAGAAAAAGUUCCAUGAACUAUCUACAUGGAUGUGCUCACCUGUGACGGCGUGUAUGGUCCACACAGUCAUACAUUUUGGGCUGGACACAGAUGGUCCCAGGGUUUUUUACACAUCAGUAAAUGGGGUUGGGUCUUGAAAGUCUUGCAAGGCAACAGGAGAAAGUGUGGUCUAAAUCUGCUGCUAGGUGAAUGCCCUCAGGAGAACUGUUGGCCAAACCUCUGUAUCAGAGGGUAGAAUGUAGACAUACAGUGGCAGCAUGUGGACCAUCUUAGCACAGUGCCACUGUGUGGCGCUCACUGUCAGCUGUCUUCAGGACCUCUCCUAUUGUCCCAGACAUACAGUACACGACAGCCUCAACUGCAUGAGUGAUGCUGAUAUUCAUGGCAAACACUGUUGUUCAUGUGAUUUGUACUUUGUACCUGUCGGUUUUAUACUGAAGUCAAAGAGGUCUGUUUAGAACAUUUAAAAAGAGUGUUUAUUUUCAAUUGGACUGGGCUUUAGCUGGAUGCUCGCUUGAAUUAAACAGUAAGGACUCCUGAAGAAGGAUUUGUGGCAGUUUUCCAUUUUUAUGAGUCUCAUUUCAGAUUGGUUGAUUGUUGAGGCGCUGUGUGCUGGGAUACUCAUAAGACCAACUCAAACCAUCAGUGACAUGAGGUGUAAAUCAUGUAUGCCUUUCUCAUCCAAAAGCUUCAGUUCUGAACGGUCCUUUUGUUAUAUCUAUUCUUGAGAAUUAAUGUAAACAUGUCUAAAAAGAAGGAUCACACCUCUCUAGGAACAUAAAACAGAUAUUAAAUAAAAGAGAAUACAUGAA